Messenger RNA from Notodromas monacha, 2421 nucleotides. The record is from the annotation of a GenBank genome assembly. NCBI's taxonomy places the organism in Eukaryota, Metazoa, Arthropoda, Ostracoda, Podocopida, Cyprididae.
AUGCCCGAUGCAUAUAUCGGCAAGGAAUAUACGUACUGUACCUGGACAGAUAAGCUAGCAGCGACACCCGACGGAGCAAAAGCACAACCGAGCAUCGAAGCUUCCACCGCCGGCCAAGAGGUGACGCCCUCUGCAGCAGCAGCAGCACCGGCGCGCCAUCCCAACAAGCUUCAGACCCUGGUGCGCACGCAGUCGACGCUCAUGUUCUGGUCUCGGGUUCGCGGCGGCCUCCCGCCGCAGAGGGGCAAGUCCGGGCGCGGGGUUCGCUUGUCCGAGCUGGCGGACAUGAUGGACUCGGGCGGCGGUGGCGGUGCGGGUGGUGGCGGUGCUGGCAAUAAGCCCGGGUGCCUGAUGAGGCGAAGCGUGAAUUUGAAGGCCACGCGGCCGCGGACGGAGAUCCGCAUCCCGCCGGACGAGAACCUGCUCAGUCAGUUCGUGGAGAAAACGCCGCUGGAUAAAGCCAUUCAGUGCAGCCCGUCCAUGUCUGAACACUGGGUGAGCACUGAGCAUUCUGAGAAACACAGCCAGGGUGUGAAUCAUGUUGAAGGAGGCUGGCCAAAAGACAUCAAUGCCAUGGAACCAGAUCAAACCCAAAGAUUCCGCAAGAAAAUAGAAAAAGAGGAAGGCUUUGUCCAGACUGUCAAAGAACUUGGAAAUGUGAUGACCCAUUGCAUCAUGCAGAACAAUGCAGUGGACAUUUACCAAGACUACUUUGACACUUCAUCUCAUGUAGCAGUCACUGAAUCUACUGGCAAAUUGGACACUGACAGUGACAGCCCUUCUGCCAAAAUUGUGAGCACUGAGCAUUCUGAGAAACACAGCCAGGGUGUGAAUCAUGUUGAAGGAGGCUGGCCAAAAGACAUCAAUGCCAUGGAACCAGAUCAAACCCAAAGAUUCCGCAAGAAAAUAGAAAAAGAGGAAGGCUUUGUCCAGACUGUCAAAGAACUUGGAAAUGUGAUGACCCAUUGCAUCAUGCAGAACAAUGCAGUGGACAUUUACCAAGACUACUUUGACACUUCAUCUCAUGUAGCAGUCACUGAAUCUACUGGCAAAUUGGACACUGACAGUGACAGCCCUUCUGCCAAAAUUGUUGCAGUUUUCAAAGACUUCUCAGAGACCACAGCAGGUGCUUGUGGGAUGUCUGGAGACAAAAGAUCUGCCUGCAAAGUAUCCUGGUCCCCUGAUGCUGGCAGGAAGCUUGCUGUUGCCUAUGCUGUUGUCCACUUCAGUGGUGUGAAACCUGAUAUUGCAAAGGAAUCCUGUGUCUGGGAUAUUGACAAUGUAAGCAACAAGUUGCCACUCCCACCAAACAUGCCAUGUACCUCUUGUCCAAACAUAGCAUUAGCAUCUGGAUUCCAUUUAAUGUGCUUGGUCAAUACAAUGCCAGAGAAUGCAAAUGUUCCUGAACUGGUGCUGGAGUCAAAGACAAACCUGGUUGCCCUGGAAUUUAACCCAAAAGACUGUAAUAUCCUGGCUGGGGGCAUGGACAAGGGCCAGGUGUGCUGGUGGGACAUAAGAAGAGGACCUGUGCCAGUGGAAACCACUCCUGUUCACGUGUCUCAUACUGAGCCUGUCUAUUCUCUCACUUGGAUCAACUCAAAGCAGGGCACUGAGUGGUUCACUGCUGCCAAUGAUGGAAAAGUGAGUAAAGUGGCACUAUGUACCAGGAAAGCAAAGAAUCCAGCUGAGAGGAUCUUGAAUGUGUAUGGUGCUCAUGCUGGGCCAGUGUAUGCUGUACAGAGGAACCCUAGUGCACUGAAGAAUUUCUUGACCAUUGGAGACUGGUCUGCCAAAAUUUGGGCAGAAGAUGUCAGAGACUCGGCCAUUAUCUCCACAAAGGCACAACCUGCUCGCUUGAUCGAUGGCUGCUGGAACCCGACACGGCCAUGCACUUUCUACACUGCAAACCUCAACGGAGUCCUGGACGCAUGGGACAUCUUGGCCUAUCACUCAAAGCCGAUUUUCAGCUUGCAGGUGACAUUUUUCUUCUUUUUUCUUGAAUUAAUAUUUAUACAUUUUAAUAUGAUGCAUUCCCAGGUUUGUGAUGAGGGACUUCAGUGCAUCAGAGUUGAGGAAUCUGGUCAUUUGCUGGCUGCUGGUUCUGUGGAGGGAAAUACUUACCUUAUACAAGUGUCAGAGUCUCUCAAUAGGAUGUCCAAGAAUGAGAGAACAUUGAUGACUGCUGUGAGUAAUCCUAUUUUACUUUUGGAGAGAGAAGCCCAUAGAGAGAAACUGUUGGAGCAAAGAGUCAAAGAGCAAAGGGUCAGAGAAAGGAGCAGUGGCAGGGUUGCCAAUAACACACCUGGAACACCUGGACCAAAUCAUGAAGAAAGAUUCCUCAUGCCCAUGGAUCAUGAAGCCAUGGAGAAAGCGAAAAAGGACUAUCUGUCUGCUGUUAAAGCAACUAUUUUCAAAUUGUGA